GUUCUUGGCCUCUAGGUGGGAACUCGGCCGAGUAGGGGGCGAAGGCCGAGAGGUGAAUCCGCCUCUCCGGAAUGCGGUGGGCAUUUGCCGGGGAGGGACGGGUGAAAUCCCCAGUGAUGUGGUUGUGGAAGGGGACUAGUGCGCUGGAAACGGCGUGCUAAACCCAGCAGCUCUUAAAGCUCUUGGUCAAGGGGCGGGACUGGUGAGCGAGCUGCAAUUUGCCCCCCCCCAUGCCAGAGAGGCCGGUCCGGGGUAAGAGACGGGCCUCCAAUUUAUCACUCUUCAAUUCAAUCAAUGAUGGCAGAAAACGUGGAGAGUGAUACGGCGCUACCGGAGCAAGACGCUCCAUUCGAUGCAAGAUCAAACGUCUCCGUCAUGGAGCGACACGCGCAUUUUCUUCGGCUUCUAGACCGAAGCGUUAAACAUGGAAAGAUCACCGCAGAUCAAAUUCGGGUGAUCAAAGAAGAAGUUGCCAACUGGGCUUUGGCGCAUGCCAAGCUCGAGGGGCAAUAUGAAGAGAUAAAGGCGGAAAAUGACCGCCUUAGAAAAGAGGCGGCAAAGCCCCAGAAGUCCUAUGCUGCAGUUGCGGCAGCACCAAUCACAAUAAAACGCACGGUGCAAGAUACAAUAAAGCAGAACGUACAGAAGGCUGUCCCAACAGUCUUCAUAAAGCCUAAGAAAGGGGACGAUGUCAAGACGGCAAAAGCCAAGUUUGAAAAGAGUAUAAACCCUAGAGUAGAUAAGAUCAAAAUAAAUCAGAUCAGGACUACAAAAAACGUAUUGAUAGUCGAACUGGCCUCUACUGAGGACAGUGACAAACUAAUGAACAAUACUAAAAUUCAGGAGUCAUUUACAUGCGAAAAGCCCAGAAAGCGAAGGCCACUUAUGAUGAUGUACGACGUACCAUCAUAUAUGACCCAGGACGACGUGGCUGACUGUGUUUACGCACAGAAUUUUGAGGACAAAAUGACUCGCGAAGAAUUCACAGAACAAUUCAAGGUCCGCUUCAAGGCAGGUCCUCGUGACCGAAACACUGUGCACCAUGCCAUUGAAGUGUCACCGGAAUUGCGUAAACAGAUCAUUACAACCAAUAGAUUAUACGUAGGCUAUAAUGCAAUAUCCGUCAAGGACUAUACAGCCCUUGCCAAAUGUACCAAAUGUCACGAUUACGGACAUGUUGCAAAAUACUGUAGCUUCCUAAACCCAGUAUGUGGGAAUUGUGGAAGCGAAAAGCAUGACAAAACAAAGUGCGACAGAGAAACGCCCACCUGCAUCCCUUGUAAAUACCGGAAACGCACCUGCAACACUCCUGGUAAGGAGUGUGCAACCUAUAAAAUAAUGAUACAGCGGCUCAUACAGAGGACAGACUAUGGCAACGCGCUAUAGAGUCACUC
This is a messenger RNA of Schistocerca gregaria, 1394 nucleotides long. RefSeq lists its product as uncharacterized. The transcript has a single exon. Lineage: Eukaryota; Metazoa; Arthropoda; Insecta; Orthoptera; Acrididae. The coding region runs from base 295 to 1386 and encodes 363 amino acids. The record is from RefSeq and is a predicted model, not a curated record. Gene Ontology annotation, molecular function: nucleic acid binding; zinc ion binding.